UCUCCGCAGACGAUCUUUGCACACCGGAAAGGGCGUGGCCGAAGACGUCGGUACGUGUGUAUACAGAAAAAGGCGUUUAAAACGUAAUAGUAAUUGUUAUUACGCCACUUUGGCAGUGACUCAACGUCGUAUGUUACGUGUUUUGUGACAUUUGAGCACUUUUUUGCCCUUUUAAACAAAACCCAAAAAACUUUUCCGACUCGGGCUGAAACCGCCUGGAACUCGCUGGUCUGUUGGCGGCACGCGCACAGCUGCAGACAUGAACGCAUCAACAACACCCAUCCCCGCCGUCCCUGACAGCACGCCGACAACCUCUCCUCUCAAAGUGGACACCACAGUUGUUGCAGUUGUGGUGACACUGAUCCUGCUGACGGUGGUGAUGCUGGGCUUCCUGCUGUAUCGCUACAUGUGCCACAACAAGGGCGACUACAGGACCACGGGGGAGCCGGCCCCCGGCGAGGACCUGGACGAGGACAACAGACCCCAAGAGGCUCCGGCGAAAAGAAGGAGUAUUUCAUCUGAGACGGCCCGAAGAUGGUGUUGUGGUGACGGGUGAUAGGCGUGCACUGAACUGGGGGGGGGGG
Messenger RNA from Nerophis ophidion (straightnose pipefish), 584 nucleotides. Its product is annotated as small cell adhesion glycoprotein-like. The transcript has 4 exons. Lineage: Eukaryota; Metazoa; Chordata; Actinopteri; Syngnathiformes; Syngnathidae. The record is from RefSeq and is a predicted model, not a curated record. Bases 260 to 556 code for a protein of 98 amino acids.